GAGGAGAGGCACGCCGGUGGCAUGACCUUGAGCCAAACCCAUGCUGCAACCUCUACCUCGAACCUACGCCUACCUUGCACGCUCUGUACCCCUCCCUGCCUCCCCUCGCACUAGCCUAGCCCCCUGAGGAAGCACACACGCCGCCCUGGUUGUCAACCCGUGACGCAUCAUAUCAUCGAACGCCUGCCAGACAUGAGUGACCGCUCAUGCGUCUGCAGCCUCCAAGCAACGCCGACAGCAGCUAAACUACAAACGUUGUCCCACGCACUCAGGAACGCUCCUCCACCGCUCCCUUUGGCCAAUGGCGAGGGCGUGAGCCCGUGCACCGCCCCGUCCAGCUCUCAAUCCACCGUGCACCGGCGUAGUUCUUUAUAAACGAGAGCCAGGGUCCUCCCUCUCUCUUUUGCGUCUCCGCCACUCCCUCAACUCUCUAUGCAUCUCUCUGAGGAGCUGAAGGAGAAUCUCAGUUCGUUCCUUCCUCGCUGCCGGAGGAAACCGAGCGGAAACUUGUCGGCCCAUCGCGCGCCAUGCCGUGGCCGCCGACUCUCUGUUUUCCCUCACUCUCCGUUCCCCUAAACAUUGCACUCUACCUGAAACCUAAUCCAUACCCUACGCAUGCGCAGGUAACCACUAGGAGGCCCCGCAGACGAGCUCCGCGGCCGGCCGUUCUCGACUCCGUCCGCGCCGGCGCCGCGCACACCACGGACGAAGUCGACGCCUGGAGGCCGCCACAGCACGCGCGCGUCGCCGCGUCAACCUCCUCCGCGUUCCCUUCACGGCCACGUCUCCUGCGCCCUCCGCCGGUGAGCCCCCGCCGAUCCAGCACUCGUCUCCGUCGCGGGAGUCCUCGAUCGUGCCGGCUCAGGAGGUGCUGCAUGUCGAGUCCGAGCCCACCACUGCACCUCCCGCCACGCAGCUUCAUCCUCGAACCCUCGCUUUCAUCACCGAGCAACCCAAGGAACUCGCUGGAUGAUCGCCGUCUUCGAGCUCCGUCUCACUACUGUCCCCGACGCCGAUCACGUCAUCAUGCGCGCCGACGACCAGGAGCACGCCUGCAUGUUCAGCUGCACCGGCGUCGAGCAGCAUCCCGGCCGUCGUCGUCCAGCUCGCCGAACUCGUCGGAAGGUCGCCGUCGUCGGUUCCGUCCGCGCUGGCGUCGUGCUCGUCUUCGUCCAAGACGACGUACGGGAGGCUGUAUCUGCACUCACGCGUCGCCGGCCGAGCCGUCUCUAGCUCCGCCCAGUCUCCACGCCGCCCCCACUCCGUCUUCCUCGAGCCCCAUGAUUGCGGACACUAUCGAAGAAGGAGGAAAGGAUCGCGGUGAGGUUUUCGAUGAGGAAGGAAGAGCAGAGGUUCGUGAAGGAGAAGUCUGGGACAAAUAGCCAACAGAAGGCAAGCCACCUCUUGAUGCAUCUCUGAUCCCAUAUAUCUUACUCUUGCAUUAUUGCAGGUUUUAUAAAGUGCAUGUCUUUUUAUUUUGGUGGUUAGUGCCACCCGGAGUUUUAUUAAUCCACCCUUAGGGUGCAGUCCUUCUUGGUACCUGCUGAUCACACCUCUAUUAGUGAUAUGGUGCUUACCACCUCAUCGCACUUGUCGCCUCUUUUCAAAGGGAAAUUGGACUAUAGGUUGGGAGCCCUUGAAAAAUAUUUGUGAAAAUUGUUUUCAAGCAAAAAGGUUUUUCUGGAAAACCUUGGAAUGGGGUUGCCCUGCCCAAGUGUGGUUUUUGUGAAACACAAGAAGGUUUAUGAAAGAUAUUGCUGGAGGCAAAUGGAGAUGAAAAGUUGUUUUCGAAAAACCUUUGUGACCAUAGUACGAAACCGGACCUAGCCAGUACAACCACAUUACCCUUUAGUGGGACGGGGCGUAGUGUAGUAGUUUGUCUCGCCUUAGUUUGGGUCCUGCAAAUGUAAGGGGUAGUCCGAGCAUGGACACCUAUCGACCGGGCCUUCCCGACGUACUGGGGACGCCUUUCCGUCUUUUCAGAUGGCAGGGGUACAACCUAUGAGCUCCCAUUGAAUAAUGCUCCGCAGUUGGUCGCGGCAUUCCGGAGGGUCGAGCUGGUCGGGGAAAUUGCUACUCCUGGGUAAACGACCCCUCAGACUCUGGUGUUGGGAGGUACAACUCUAGGCGGCAUGUCUUAGGCUAAGGCGAGCAGGCGAAAAACUACGAUCGGGUACUUGUCGUGGCAUAUGUUAUUAUGCAGGGAUGAUGCCCACACGAUGAGUAUUCGGAUCUUGUGGGGAAAGUGUACAACCUCUGCAGAGUGUAAAUCUAUUCAAAUAGCCGUGUCCGCGGUUAUGGACAUGGGAAUGGCGGUACGUGGCAUUAAAGGGAAGUUUUGUUUUACAAAUAUGUUUUCCAAAAAGUUUUUGGAAAUGUACCUGGGAGGUACGGAAAGAUACCAGUGGGACUGGUGGAGAUGUAUCUGAGAGGUACGGUGGAAAUACGGGAAAAGUUGGAAUGGCCAUUUGAGAUGGCCGAAACUGAGAAGGGGUUAUCCUUACCUAUUAGUCUGCAAAAUAAAAUGGUUUACAAAGAGUUUUCAACAAAGAUAUAGAUAUGUCAAAUUCUCGAGAGGAACCACCUCUCGCUCCUUGUCGCCCUAGUUUAGUGCUUGUUCCUUGCUACUGCCAUAUUGCAUAUCCUUUACUUCUCUCUAAGGUGGUUUGCGAGUACAUUCAAACGUACUCAUUGGCAUUGUUGUCCUGGCUAUUUACUUGGCCAGACUUUGAAGAGGAGUACUACGAAGAAGAGGAGUACGACGCUGAAGACGCGAACUAGGUCGCUCUCCCAGUCAGCCGCCUGUAGGGUAAAGGCCUGACGUGGGUUCCACCGCUGUUUGAAGUCAAAUAAAUUCCGCUGCUGUUUGUUGAACUUCGGCCUUGAUGGCCUAUGAUGUAAGACUUCCGUAUUAAUGUUAUUUCGGUACUGUAAUGGAUGAUGUAAUCUGGUAUCAGUUCGGUUAUGUAUUCACGAUGGAAUGAUCUUGGGAUCGUGAAGUUGUAUGCAUAACAGGAGUUCUGGACUGGUAAGUUCGGGGCCCCACAUAGCGGUCUAUGUACUUUGUCAUA
Molecule: messenger RNA, 3071 nt
Organism: Lolium perenne
Lineage: Eukaryota; Viridiplantae; Streptophyta; Magnoliopsida; Poales; Poaceae
Source: RefSeq, a predicted model, not a curated record